CAAACUACAGCAUAGCAAACAACUUAAUCGUUUUGGAAGAACGAUAUAUUCAUUUUGGCAUUGUGCAGAGAUGAUCGCCAUCUCGGCCGUCAGCGGGGCGCUCCUGUGCUCCCUGCUCUGUGAAGCCAGCGCCGUCAUUUUACUCGAUUCCGCUGACUCGGCCCCGCCAACCAAUAAUGCCACUGAGAUUGAAGCUGCUCUCGAAGCUCAGCUAGAUUCUGUGGACAUCCCCAAAGCUAGGCGGAAGCGCUACAUUUCACAGACUGACAUGAUCGCCAUUCUUGAUUAUCACAAUCAAGUCCGGGGCAAAGUGUUCCCACCGGCAGCUAACAUGGAAUACAUGGUUUGGGAUGAAAAUCUUGCAAAAUCUGCAGAGACUUGGGCAGCUACUUGCAUUUGGGAGCAUGGACCUUCUUACUUGCUGAGAUUUUUGGGCCAAAAUUUGUCUGUACGAACUGGAAGGUAUCGAUCUAUUCUCCAGUUGAUCAAGCCGUGGUAUGAUGAAGUGAAGGACUAUGCAUUUCCAUACCCCCAAGAUUGCAACCCCAGAUGUCCUAUGCGGUGCUAUGGCCCGAUGUGCACACAUUACACACAGAUGGUUUGGGCCACCUCCAACAGGAUUGGAUGUGCAAUUCAUACUUGUCAAAACAUGAAUGUUUGGGGAUCUGUGUGGCGACGUGCCGUGUACUUGGUAUGCAAUUAUGCUCCAAAGGGCAAUUGGAUUGGAGAGGCACCAUACAAAGUAGGGGUACCAUGUUCAGCCUGUCCGCCAAGUUAUGGAGGGUCUUGUACUGACAACCUUUGUUUCCCAGGAGUAACGUCAAACUACUUAUACUGGUUCAAAUAAGCUGACCUUUUCCUCCAGGAAGUAUAAUAAUUUCUGAAAAUAAGCAUAUGUCUAUUUAAUU
This is a messenger RNA of Echinops telfairi (small Madagascar hedgehog), 908 nucleotides long. RefSeq names its product peptidase inhibitor 15 (gene PI15). The transcript is spliced from 6 exons. Lineage: Eukaryota; Metazoa; Chordata; Mammalia; Afrosoricida; Tenrecidae. The coding region runs from base 71 to 847 and encodes 258 amino acids. Gene Ontology annotation, cellular component: extracellular region. The record is from RefSeq and is a predicted model, not a curated record.